Messenger RNA from Lathyrus oleraceus (garden pea), 1388 nucleotides. Its product is annotated as GDSL esterase/lipase At1g74460. Lineage: Eukaryota; Viridiplantae; Streptophyta; Magnoliopsida; Fabales; Fabaceae. The record is from RefSeq and is a predicted model, not a curated record. The coding region runs from base 81 to 1190 and encodes 369 amino acids. The transcript is spliced from 5 exons. Gene Ontology annotation, molecular function: hydrolase activity, acting on ester bonds.
UUUGCACAUUACAAAUAUUAGACCAAGUUUGAGGUAGCUAGAAACUUAGAAAUUAUUUUGAAAAGAUCAUAGAAACAAACAUGAAGUUUGAUUUCGCAAUUGUUAUUAUAGCAGUUAGUAUGUUAGGAAUUGGUCUUGAAAGAUGUGAUUGCAAAAUGGUGCAGUUCAUUUUUGGAGAUUCUCUGUCUGAUGUUGGAAACAACAUCUACCUUUCCAAAAGCCUUGCUCAGGCAAGUUUGCCUUGGUAUGGUAUUGAUAUGGGAAAUGGUCUUCCUAAUGGCAGAUUCUCUAAUGGUCGUACAGUUGCCGAUAUUAUAGGUGACAACAUGGGACUUCCAAGGCCUCCAGCAUUUCUGGACCCAUCAUUAACCGAAGAUGUUAUAUUAGAAAAUGGAGUGAACUAUGCUUCUGGAGGUGGUGGCAUAUUGAAUGAAACUGGAAGUUUUUUUAUUCAAAGAUUUUCUCUCUACAAACAAAUUGAGCUGUUUGAGGGGACACAAGAACUAAUUAGAAGCAAAAUUGGAAAAGUGGAGGCAGAGAAGUUUUUUCAGGAAGCACGCUAUGUUGUUGCGUUAGGUAGCAAUGACUUCAUCAAUAAUUACUUGAUGCCUCUUUAUAGUGAUUCAUGGACUUACAAUGAUGAAACCUUCAUGGAUUACUUAGUUGGAACACUACAAGACCAACUUAAGGUAUUGCAUGGGCUAGGAGCAAGACAACUGAUGGUGUUUGGGCUUGGCCCAAUGGGCUGCAUUCCUCUUCAAAGAGUGCUUAGUACAUCUGGGAAUUGUCAAGAAAAAACAAACAAGCUAGCUCUUAAUUUUAACAAAGCUUCAAGCAAGGUUGUAAAUGAUUUGGGAAAGCAACUUCCAAAUUCAAGCUACAGAUUUGGAGAUGCAUAUGAUGUCGUUAAUAAUGUGAUUAGCAACCCAAGCAAGUAUGGGUUUGAAAACGCAGACUCGCCAUGUUGCUCAUUUGGGAGGAUUCGUCCAGCUUUAACAUGUAUACCAGCGUCAAAACUAUGCAAAGACAGAAGCAAAUAUGUUUUUUGGGAUGAAUAUCAUCCAUCAGACAAGGCUAACGAAAUGAUUGCCACUGAACUCAUCAAGAAAUUUGGGUUUAAACGUGUUGAUCAAACACAAUCAUCUUCACCAUCACCUGAACUUGCUCCAUCUCCUACUUCAGAUGAUUAAUUGAUUAAUUAUACUAUGUUGUAAUUGUUUUUGUUAUUCAAUUUGUAUUGUAAUAGAAGUAAGUAUCUAUGUGUUUCUUGAAAAGUUAUACUGAUUUUUUGUUAUGGUCUAAGAUUGUCACGAUAAUCAUGUCAUUCUCAUAUAUUGUUUUGGAAAAUCACAAGGAUGGCAACAUAAGUGAAACAGUACAAGCUUAUA